This is a messenger RNA of Phytophthora infestans T30-4, 360 nucleotides long. RefSeq names its product major Facilitator Superfamily (MFS)-like protein. The transcript has 3 exons. The record is from RefSeq and is a predicted model, not a curated record. NCBI's taxonomy places the organism in Eukaryota, Oomycota, Peronosporomycetes, Peronosporales, Peronosporaceae. The annotation marks the transcript as partial.
AUGGCGGAUAACUACACGGAAGUUACAGCGCCCAAGGCGACGACGGCCUUCGACGAGGCCAACAAGGCCGCUGCACGUCUGAUCAAGCCCAGUACACAAGCGCGCUCCUGUCUUGGUUGCAGCCGUUCCAGAGCGUACAAUGACACGGACGAGUGCAAUGCUCGUCCCGUGGCGGAGGACACGUGCCUUAUGUUCCCUGGCCACUCGAAGUUGGAGUGGACGUUCGCCGUGAACGCCUGGAUCUUCGGUGCCAUGGUCGGCUCGUUGUGCUGCGGCCUCUUCAGUGACACGUGCGGCCGCCUCCGUGUCAAACGUUUGGUUGCUCGCUCUGGGCCGCCUCAUCGCCUGUAUUGGGAGGGG